CGAAAACAGAGACUUUCAAUCUGUCAAAGCUCAAGAUGAACCAAAACUACAGAAAGAUUGAUCCUUCUUCUUCGUUCGUUUCCUUUUAUCUCAACAAAGUAUCUAUGUACCCUCUCCACCCGCCGUUGGAGGAGAGAGAGACGGCGGAGUUGGAGUGGGUGGGGGAAGAAGAUCAAGUGAAAAAACUGAGGAUUUGAAAAGCAAUUCAUCGAUGUUAUUCUCGAUUAUAUUACCCAGAAACUGCGGAAUUGCAUAUGGAAAGACUUCUUCUUCUGAACGAUUCAUGAUCACGCGCCGCUGUGUCGGACAUUCCCCAUUUUCUGAUGCAAUUUUGUGCUUCCGUCGCUCAAUUCCUCGCGUGGGUUUCAUUCCUUAUACUAUUAGCGACGGCAAGACCUUCUUCUUCUUCUUCUUCUUCUUCUUCUUCUUUUUCCUCCUCCUCUGCUUCGAAAUCUCUCAUCUGCCAACCUCAAGAUCAACAGCUCGUAAACCCUAGACGCCACGUUGAUUUCCUCCGAGCAAUGUCUUCCGUCGACGAGCUCAUUUCCGAACACAGGCUCUGGGUCGAUUCUUCCCUCACCGAUGUAUCUCCACCCAUCUAUGUGUUUUUACAGUGCCGCGAAGACCUCUCCGUCUCCGAUUGCCGCCGUUGUUUCAACGAGAGCAAAAUGGAGCUCGAGAGAACAUGUUUGAGCUCAGGAUCGAACUCCAACUUCGGUCGAAUCCACAGCGACGGAUGCUUCUUACGAUUCGACAACCGAGAUUUCUCAGACGAAUCCCUCGAUCCCAGAUUCGAUCGAGCCCAAUGCGAGAAAACAGCUUCGUGGGUUGGAGAAUAUUGGAAAGAGCUUGACGAGGCUUUUGUGAAUGUAACGCUAAAGGCCGUGAAAAAUGGAGGAUUUGGCGCAGCUUCGGUGGCUAGAGCCGGUGGUAGCCUUGCGGUUUACGCUCUGGCUCAGUGUUGGCAGACACUCGAUGAGAACUCGUGUCGGGACUGUUUGGUUAAUGCUAGAUCGAGCUUGAGAGCUUGUGAUGGCCAUGAAGCUAGAGCUUUCUUUACAGGAUGCUACUUGAAGUAUUCUACACAUAAGUUUUUUGAUGAUGCUGCAGAACGAAAACACGGUGAUGAUCAAAAAGGCUUUAUACAGUCAUCGUUUUUACCAGAUUUGAGUAAUCAAGAUGUUGCGAGGUUAGCAAUUGGUGUGGUUUCUUUGUCCAUUCUUACCUCUCUUGGUGCCUUUAUCAGUUACAGGCGGUUUUCAAAGAAAAGGAAAGCUCAAAUCCCGUCGUGUUCAAAUUUCAAAUACGAGAUUCUUGAGAAAGCGACCGAGUCUUUCCAUGACUCGAUGAAACUAGGCCAAGGAGGGGCAGGUUCUGUAUACAAAGGGAUUCUUCCAGAUGGCAGAAUCGUUGCAGUCAAAAAGCUCUUCUUCAACAACACUCGAGAAUGGGCUGAUCAGUUUUUCAACGAAGUGAAUCUGAUUAGCGGAGUUCAACACAAGAACCUCGUUAGGCUGCUUGGCUGCAGCAUCGAAGGUCCCAAAAGUCUUCUUGUCUAUGAAUAUGUUCAUAAUAGAAGCCUAGAUCAGAUCCUUUUCAUGAAGAAUACAGUCCACAUACUGAGCUGGAAGCAACGGUUUAACAUCAUCAUAGGAAUAUCGGAAGGUCUAGAAUAUCUUCACAGAGGAUCUGAAGUAAAAAUCAUCCAUAGAGACAUCAAAACCAGCAACAUUCUUCUUGAUCAAAACCUGUGUCCCAAAAUAGCGGAUUUUGGACUCGCACGUUCCAUGGGAACUGACAAAACGCAAACCAACACUGGGAAUCGCUGGAACACUGUGACGGGUUAUUUGGCUCCAGAGUAUCUUAUCAAAGGCCAAUUAACAGAGAAAGCUGACGUUUACGCAUUCGGAGUUCUUAUCAUCGAGAUAGCAACUGGGAAGAAAAACAAUGCAUUCACGCAAGGAACUAGCUCGGUUUUAUACUCUGUAUGGGAACAUUAUAAAGCAAACACUCUGCAUCGGUCGAUCGAUCCUCGAUUAAAAGGGAAGUUCACAGAGGAAGAGGCAUUGAAGGUUCUUGAGAUCGGAUUGUUGUGUGUUCAGUCUUCAGUAGAAUUGAGACCGUCAAUGUCUGAGAUAGUCUUCAUGUUAAAGAACAAAGAUUGUAAAUUUGAUUGUCCAAAACAGCCUCCGUUCUUGAGUGCCAGUGUAUUAAUGACAGAUGAGGAAACUAAAGUCUGAUAGUAUCAGUUUCUUAGGAUUUUUAAAUGUUCUUG
This is a messenger RNA of Eutrema salsugineum, 2275 nucleotides long. Its product is annotated as cysteine-rich receptor-like protein kinase 1. The transcript has 6 exons. Gene Ontology annotation, molecular function: protein kinase activity; ATP binding. Lineage: Eukaryota; Viridiplantae; Streptophyta; Magnoliopsida; Brassicales; Brassicaceae. Gene Ontology annotation, biological process: protein phosphorylation. The record is from RefSeq and is a predicted model, not a curated record. Bases 324 to 2240 code for a protein of 638 amino acids.